Molecule: messenger RNA, 285 nt
Organism: Rhodotorula graminis WP1
Lineage: Eukaryota; Fungi; Basidiomycota; Microbotryomycetes; Sporidiobolales; Sporidiobolaceae
Exons: 2
Coding region: 1-285 (94 amino acids)
Biological process (GO): mitochondrial respiratory chain complex IV assembly
Cellular component (GO): mitochondrion
Source: RefSeq, a predicted model, not a curated record
AUGUCCUGCCAAGGCAUCCGCGCCGCCCUCGCCGACUGCAUCCUCCGCUCCGACUGCGUCCUGCGCUCCGACCCGCCACGCUCGCCUCAAGAGUGCCUCAAGGACCACGUCGACGAGCUCCCCGAAGAGUGCCAGCUCUUGCGCAAGUCCUUCUUCGAGUGCAAGCGCGGCAUGCGACACACUGAACGCAUCUCGCGCAGGAAACGCUUCCGCGGCAACGAGCCGACCCAGUUCAAGGUCCCGGGCAAGGAAGGGCUCGGCGAGGGCGCCGGCGCAAAGGAGUGA